GAACAGCGGAGAGCCGCAUCCGAACAUCCUUGUUUCGAGUUGUGUCCAGUGCCUUAGAUCGCAACAACUCUGAUCAAAUGCCUUACGCUAAAAUCGUUCCAGUCUUAACCAGGGCAGGUUCAGCCAAUUUCAGAAGAUGCGCUGUAUUCUCCAUUCGCAGACCCAGGUCUACGGUCGCAUCCACGCAGAGAGACCCAGCUGCGGAGGAGCAGCCUAUAGAGUCGACAUGCACGGUGGUAAAGACAGCCGACCAAGGGGACCUCAUCAGCCAAAGCAGCAAAGGCACGGCCACCCAGAGCGCCAAAAUCUCAAUAGACUUCGAAAAUACGCAAGAAGCCUACAAGAGCAAAGACACACUCGAGCUGCUCAGAAGUUUGUUGGUUUUCAAACUUUGCACGUAUGACUUCCUGGUUGACAAGAACAAGGAGCUUAUGGACCUGAGUAAGAAGCUGUUGGGUCAGAGGUUUUUCGAGCGCCUGAUGAAGAUGACCUUCUACGGGCAGUUUGUGGCUGGGGAGGACCAUGAGGCCAUCAAGCCCCUGAUCCAGAAGAACCGGGCCUUUGGGGUGGGCUCGGUUCUGGACUACAGCGUGGAAGAGGACCUGACUCAGGAGGAGGCAGAGAAGAAGGAGAUGGACUCCUGUGUGUCUGAAGCAGAGAAGGAAAGCCCUGGCUUGGACCACCGUGAGAAGAAGUACAAAGCACACCGGCAGUUUGGUGACCGGCGUGGGGGUGUGAUUAGUGCACGGACCUAUUUCUAUGCUGACGAGGCGAAGUGUGAUCACCACAUGGAGACCUUCCUCAACUGCAUCCAAGCUUCAGGGGGAAGUUCUGAGGACGGCUUCUCUGCCAUUAAGAUGACAGCUCUGGGACGGCCUCAGUUCCUGCUCCAGUUCUCUGAGGUUCUGGUGAAGUGGAGGCGUUUCUUCAGCUUCCUGGCGGCUCAGCAGGGGAAAGCGGGGAUGGAGGCGCUGGAGCAGAAGCUGGAGCUAGAGCAGCUGCAGGAGAGUCUGACUAAACUGGGUGUGGGUGACAGAGAUGACAUUGAGAACUGGUUUACUGGAGAGAAGCUGGGAUCGUCAGGAACUAUAGACCUGCUGGACUGGAACAGCCUGAUAAACGAUCGGACAAAGAUCUCCAACCUGCUGGUUGUUCCAAGUCUUGAGACAGGCCAGCUGGAACCACUGCUCAGCAAGUUCACUGAGGAAGAGGAGCGACAGAUGAAGAGGAUGCUGCAGAGGAUGGACAUCCUGGCAAAGCAUGCAAUGAAGCAUGGUGUCCGGCUUAUGGUGGAUGCAGAACAGACGUACUUCCAGCCAGCCAUCAGCCGCCUGACCCUGGAGAUGCAGAGAAUCUUCAACACAGACAAGCCCAUCAUUUUCAACACCUACCAGUGCUACCUAAAGGAGGCCUAUGACAAUGUCUCUGUGGAUGUGGAGCUGUCACGGCGUGAGGGCUGGCUUUUUGGCGCCAAGCUGGUGCGAGGCGCAUACAUGUACCAGGAGAGGAGCAGGGCUGCAGAGAUUGGCUAUGAAGACCCCAUCAACCCCGACUAUGAGUCCACCAACAGGAUGUACCACAAGUGUCUGGAUUAUGUGUUGGAGGAGAUUGGACACAAUAGAAAAGCUAAUGUUAUGGUGGCGUCACAUAACGAGGACACUGUGAAAUUCACCCUGCAAAGGAUGAAUGAGAUGGGUUUGUCCCCCACAGAGAACAAGGUUUAUUUUGGCCAGCUACUGGGCAUGUGCGAUCAGAUCAGCUUCCCUCUGGGCCAGGCCGGAUUCCCAGUGUAUAAAUAUGUCCCCUAUGGGCCUGUUAAUGAGGUCAUCCCGUACCUGUCGCGCCGCGCCCAGGAGAACCGCGGCUUCAUGAAGGGCUCACAGAGAGAGCGGCUCCUACUGUGGAAGGAGCUGAAACGCAGGCUGCUGAAUGGAGAGAUUCUCUAUAGGCCUGCCUACUGAGGGAAGGGUCAUGUCUCUCUCUUAGUCUCUCUCUGUCUCUCCGUCUCUUAACAUUCCUUUGUGUGUUAGCACUGUCCAUGGCUGCAUGUGUUCAUCAGAGACCUCCUUAUUUCUCUGAUAAAGAGGUCCUGAAACUGUCAGGUCAUCUAGUACUGCACUUCUGUUUUUAAAUUAUUCUGUUAAGCACCAUCUUCAA
This is a messenger RNA of Megalops cyprinoides (Indo-Pacific tarpon), 2157 nucleotides long. RefSeq names its product proline dehydrogenase (oxidase) 1a (gene prodha). NCBI's taxonomy places the organism in Eukaryota, Metazoa, Chordata, Actinopteri, Elopiformes, Megalopidae. The record is from RefSeq and is a predicted model, not a curated record. Gene Ontology annotation, molecular function: proline dehydrogenase activity; FAD binding. The coding region runs from base 78 to 1961 and encodes 627 amino acids. The transcript has 14 exons. Gene Ontology annotation, cellular component: mitochondrion.